AUGCUCCUCCCCCGGCUCCUCCAACCCGCAGCGGCCCGUACCCUCCGCCGCGCCGGCGGCGCCCUGUCGACGACAACGAAGACAGCUGCCGGACCAGGGCAGCUUCGCCUCCGAGAUUGGGUUCCGCGCCGUACGUUUACGACAUCGCGUGCGCUUCGAGAUGACGUCGCUUCCGCGAACCACUACGAGACCUUGAAGGUCGCUCACGAUGCCUCGCCGUCUGAUAUCAAAAAAUCCUUCUACGCCCUCUCCAAAAACCACCACCCAGACCACAACCGCGACGAUCCAAACGCAUCCCGCAAAUUUCACGCAAUAGCAGAAGCCUACUCCGUCCUCGGCACCCCCGCAAAACGAGCAGCCUACGACCGCUCCCUCCCCUCCUCCUCGCAACACGCCCACCACGCCGGCGGCCACAGACGCGGCUCCUACCACAGCAGCUCAGGCCCGGCAGGAGGGCGCCCGGCAUCAGGCCUUUCCCGCCGGAAGACCACCUUCCGCGGCCCGCCCCCGAGCUUCUACAGGUCCGGGGGUUGGGGCGCGCAGUCGGCGAAGAGAAGGGAGGCCCAUGAGGACUCCACCGGCACCGGCGCAGAAAAGGAGCAACCCGGGAUGGGCCCCGGGUCAGAUCCAUACAGGCACACGAGGUCCGCCGCGCCGCGGCACUUUGACCCGCAGACACAUACUCGGACGCAGCAGAGGCAGGAUUCGCGGCGGUCGCAUAGGAUCUUGGGCACCCAGGUCCCCACCGGACCGCAGGAGACGUCUGUGGGGGCGUUCUUGGUGGUCAGCGGUAUCUUGUUCUUUUCCUUUUUCAUACCCUAUGUUGCUACUGGCGGAUUGCGCCGGAAGAAGAAAGAUGCAAAAUCAUAA
Molecule: messenger RNA, 870 nt
Organism: Colletotrichum orchidophilum
Lineage: Eukaryota; Fungi; Ascomycota; Sordariomycetes; Glomerellales; Glomerellaceae
Product: DnaJ domain-containing protein
Exons: 2
Coding region: 1-870 (289 amino acids)
Source: RefSeq, a predicted model, not a curated record